This is a messenger RNA of Arabis nemorensis, 1953 nucleotides long. The record is from the annotation of a GenBank genome assembly. NCBI's taxonomy places the organism in Eukaryota, Viridiplantae, Streptophyta, Magnoliopsida, Brassicales, Brassicaceae.
AUGACUCUGUUUCACCAUUGCGGAGCCAUAAAGACUCGACCAUUCCUCGCGCCAUUUCUUCACAUUCCACCAAUGCCCAUCGUUUCCUUGGUCGGAUUUCCACUCUCUGUGAAACCGGAAACCUCCACGAGUCCUUUCGUGUCGUCGAGGAAUUCGCUUGGGACGAGUCAUCGUCGUCCGAUGCGUUUCUUCUUGUCCGAGAAGCUCUCGGGCUUCUCUUACAAGCUUAUGGGAAGAGAAAAGACAUUGCUUUGGGGAGAAAGAUCCACAAGCUGGUUUCGAAAGAAUCUCUUCCAGUGGAAUGAUGUUAUCACUUCUUACUCAAGAAACGAGCUUUACCACGAUGUGUUAGAGAUAUUUAUCAAGAUGAUCACAGAGAUUGAGCUUUUACCUGAUAAUUUCACUUUUCCAUGUGUGAUUAAGGCUUGUGCUGGGAUUACUGAUGUUGGGAUCGGCCUUGCGGUUCAUGGGUUGGUAGUGAAGAACAGAUUGAUAGAUGACGUUUAUGUGAGUAACACAUUGGUGUCUUUCUAUGGAACACAUGAAUGUUUCUUGCUUCUUGGAGAAAUGAUGGAGGAAGUUGAUGGUGAGUUUAUGCCGGAUGUUGCUACACUUGUUACGUUGUUACGGGUCUGUGCGAGAGAAAGAGAAAUUGGGGUGGGUAAAGGUGUUCAUGGGUGGGCUGUUAAACUAAGUUUAGACAAGGAAUUAAUCGUUAAAAAUGCCUUAAUGGACAUGUAUUCUAAAUGUGGUUGCAUAAACGAUGCACAAUUCAUAUUUAAGUUGAACAAUAACAAGAAUGUGGUUUCUUGGAAUACAAUGGUAGGAUGUUUUUCAGCAGAAGGGGAUAUACAUGGGACUUUUGAUAUUCUGAGACAGAUGCUGUCAGGAAGCAGAGAUGUCAAAGCGGAUGAGGUAACUAUACUAAAUGCUGUACCUGUUUGUUUCGAUGAAUCAGUCUUACCGAGCUUGAAGGAACUUCAUUAUUACUCCUUGAAACAAGAGUUUAUACACAAUGAGUUGGUAGCCAAUGUCUUUCUUACUUCUUAUGCAAAGUGCGGUUCACUGAGUUAUGCCCACCGUGUUUUUCGUGGUAUAAGGAAUAAACCAGCGAAUUGGAAUGCUUUGAUUGGUGGCUAUUCUCAGAGCACUGAUCCUAGAUUGUCCUUGGAUGCCCAUUUGCAGAUGAAAAAUUCUGGAUUGCUACCUGACAUGUUUACUGUCUGUAGUCUUCUUUCAGCUUGUUCUCAACUAAAAUCCUUGCAGGUAUUAUUUGAUGCAACGAAAGAUAAAAGCUUAGCAUCAUGGAAUAUUACGAUCACUGGUUACCUUCAGAAUGGAUUUCCUGAGAGAGCUUUGGGUCUCUUUAGAAAAAUGGUUUUGUAUGGAAUCCAACCUUGUGAGAUUUCUAUGAUGGGUGUGUUUGGUUUUUGUGGUUUGAAGGAGAAAAGCGCAGCAUCAUGGAACGCCAUGAUUAUGGGAUGUGGAAUACAUGAGCGAGCAAAAGAGGCUAUUAAACUCUUUGAAGAGAUGCAAAGAACAGGUUAUAGUCCUGAUGACUUAACUUUCUUAGGUGUUCUAAUGGCUUGUAACCACGGCGGUCUGAUCCACGAAGGGCUGAGAUAUCUGGAUCAGAUGAAGCAUUCCAUUGGGCUAAAGCCAAAUUUAAAGCAUUAUGCUUGUGUCAUUGACAUCUCGUGCAGAAUCCAUCGAAAUAUGGAAAUGGGAGAGAAAAUUGCUGCUAAGUUAUUCGAACUAGAACCUGCAAAGCCUGAGAAUUAUGUUCUGCUUUCCAACUUAUAUGCAGGGCUGGGGAGAUGGGAUGAUGUGAGGAACGUGAGGCAGAGAAUGAAAGAGAUGAGUUUGCGAAAUGAUGCUGGAUGCUCCUGGAUCGAACUAAACGGAAAGGUUUUUAGCUUUGUUGCUGGCGAAAGUUGCUCAGAUGGGUUAUGA